AUGCCGACCAAGCUAGAGUUCGGAGACGUCAGGGGCGUGCGAGUAGGUAGACGGUUCAAGGACCGACAAGCUUUGAGGGCAGCCGGGGUGCACCCCGGAAACCCACUUGCUGGCAUAUAUGGACGGAAAGAGGAGGGCGCGGUGAGCGUUGUACUAUCGCGCGGUUUUGUAGAUUUAGCAGAUGAAGACCAUGGAGACCACUUCACAUACAUUGGAAGCGGUGGCCGAGCGCGUGGAGAUCGCUUCGGCGGUCGAGUCGGAGACCAGUCGUUUGACAACCAUUUGAAUGCAGCCCUACGGAAAUCUGCGUUAGAACACAAGCCUGUGCGGGUCACUCGCGGAGAGCACUCAAAAACGAAGUACGCACCGGCUGAGGGGUACCGCUACGACGGGCUUUACACUGUCUCGAAUCCCCGUUUGGAAGAAGGUCCCGACGGUCUCAAGGUCUGCAAGUUUGAUUUCCAUCGUCUCCCUGAUCAAGACCCCUUGCCCAAUCCGGACGAGCCAGGCUUCGACUACCCGACAGACAUCGAAAUACGGAGGAUGAUGUUCGUUGAAGCUCGCAAACAGCAGGCACGCUCUGGCUCGGGCGACGCGUCCGGCUCCCAAGACCGCCCAACGGACGUCGAUGCCAUGAGCGAAGACGAGGAAGGGGACGACCCUUUCGGCGACGUGGAGGAUAUUGAGGAGCAGCUAGAGCCGGUCAUGAAUCGUCUUGAAGAGUUUCAAGCCCCAGAGACGGAAAAGAAGGAUCGCGGGAAAGCCAUCCUGUACAUUGGCCGCCGUGUGCAGAGUGUGCUCGAGGAGAAGACGCGCCAGGGCAAAGACGAGGCCGGGCGUGACCGCGAAUGGUGGCACAAUGCUCUCUGGUCCUAUGUCUGGUUUUCGGCGCCCAAGAGGCCAAAGGAGACAGAGGCGCGUCCGGGCGAAGCGAAGAAGUGGUAUGAGAAAAAGGAAAAGAAGAUCAGAGAGAAGAAAGAAGGAAGCUUAGAUCAAAAGGCAGCGAAAGGGCAGAAGAACAAGAAGCAGAGUGCUGCAAAGCGCAAGCGGCCAGGAGAGCCAGAUGACAGCUCGGGCGAUAUUGACGCUGGCUCACCGACAAGGUCACCGCGUCCGAAGAGACUCAGAGGUACAACAACACCGAUGGCGCAGGAGAUGGCUGCGGGGGACAAUUUACCAGAUGGUGCUCUUGAAAAUAUGGACAGUGAUGACGAUUCAGCCUUUGACGUUUAA
Messenger RNA from Phanerochaete carnosa HHB-10118-sp, 1233 nucleotides. RefSeq lists its product as uncharacterized. The coding region runs from base 1 to 1233 and encodes 410 amino acids. The transcript is spliced from 12 exons. The record is from RefSeq and is a predicted model, not a curated record. Lineage: Eukaryota; Fungi; Basidiomycota; Agaricomycetes; Polyporales; Phanerochaetaceae. Gene Ontology annotation, molecular function: ubiquitin protein ligase activity. Gene Ontology annotation, biological process: negative regulation of gene expression via chromosomal CpG island methylation; protein ubiquitination.